AUGUCUUUAUAAUAUUUUUUACUCUAUGUAAAAAAAACUAACACCUUGCCUAACGGUUUUUAUCUGAUAUAAUUAAAUUGUGAAAAUAUUCUGCACAACACUAGAAUUUGGAUAGAAAUUAGGAUUAUAGAAUAAAGCGUUGACUUAUUUAGUAAUUUAGUAAUUAUUGAAUUUUACUAGUACUUUCAUCGUAUUAUUUAGAUGCACAUUGUACACUAAUAUUGCAUUAUGACGUGAUUAAAAACAAAAAAUUUAAAUUAUUUCUUUGUUAGGUUAUUGCAGUCAAGUGUUUGUUAGUUGUUACUGUCUUGUUACCGAGGAAACGGAACACGGACUUCUGCACCAUUGUCAGUUAUAAACUCAGAUACAUUAUUCACUGAACUAAUUUAUGAAAAUGAAUGUCAAUGGUCCAUACAAAUUUAUUAAAUGAAAACUUUUGCAACACAUUUUUAAAAUGCAAGUUUUUACAAAAUGUUCAUUCAAUUUGGAAUAUUUUGUAUAAUUAUUGAACAAUUGAGUCUAUAGUAGUUUUAUUGUAAAAAUAUGUAUGUAUUCUUUUUAAUUUCUAAAUAUUCAUUAUAUACAAUGUCUAUUUACUAAAUUAUGCAUCCUAUGUUUUAAAUAAUAAUAAUUUCACUAUUCCUGAAAACAAAAUAUGGAGGAAGAAGGUUUCAAAUUCAAACAUAUUUCCAAAGAAGAUUUUAAUAAAACUUACAAAAAAAUCAAUCGUUGUCGACAAAAACAAAUAGAUGAUCAACAUUGGAACGUUUAUAUGGAAUCAAUCAAAAGUACAGACUCUAAAAAAACAUACACUAUUGAAAAUAACACGGACAUUAAACAAAGUGAAAACUCAUUUAAUAAAUAUAGAAACAGCCAAUCUAGCAUGCAUGAUUCUAUAAAUUUAUACUCAUUGCAUGAUCCUUAUGAUAUAAAUCAUAUACAUGGGCUUAGAAAUCGUUUGUUUAAAACAUUUAUUGAGUUUUCUAAUAUUUUAGAAAAUGCACUUUUGCCACCUGUUUUAAAAAGUGCUAAAAAAGUACGAAUUAAAAUAAAUGAAUAUGAUCAACAAACAAAUAAUUACAUAUUUGAUUUAAACUCACUGUUUUAUGAUAUUAAAAAAGAAUCAAAAAAUGAAGACUUGCACAAUAAAAAAAAUAAAACUAAUGUCACAUUAAGAAAAGCUUUUCAAAUUAAGUUAAUUAAAUGCUAUAAAUUAGCAAUUAAUGCCACAAAGAUGUGUUCAAAGACCUUGGAAGCUGGAAUUUAUAACCCUAUUCAAAAUAAAAUGAAAAAUUUAAUACAAAUUAUAUCAGCUCUAUCAUUAACUACUGGCAAAUAUAUUUAUGGUGAAAUAUUCAAGAAAAAAAAGAAAGAAAGUUUUGAUUUAGUUCAACAUUGCAAAGAUUUAGAGAAUAUGUUGGAGGAAUGUGGUUAUAAAGACACAGAUAUUGACAAUCAUAGUAAUAAUAUUAAUAGUAAUAUAUUAAAUGAGCUUUCUAAUAAAGCUUUAAGUAAACCUAAAACCCAAUUAUUUUCCGCCAAUUCUAAUCGAUUAAGUAUGUAUAAUCAUGAUAAACCAAAAUUGGGAUCAUGCUAUGCUCAGGGAUGGUCAAAAAAAUCAUUUGAAUCAUCUAGAAAUAAAGUUUUAUCAAAACAAGACAAUAUCUUAAAAACUAAUAAUAAUUUAGACGAUAUCAAAACUGUAAUGGAAGAAUAUCCCUUUGGAGAAAUGAAUGAAACAAAUUAUAAAUUUUUGUUUAAAGAGAUACAAGAUGAAAAAUUAAUUAAUACCAAUGAAGCAAUUACGUUUUCAACUGAUUCAAAAAUAGUAAAGUCAAAUAAAUUAAAAACAACCAGUAAUGUUGGGCUAUACAUUAUACAAGAAAACAUCUGGAGAAAAUUUCCUAUUAAAAAUAUAAAGUUCUCUCAAAAUGGAUGUAUGGUUUUAAAUAUAACUCCACAACAAACUAAGGAACUUUAUUUAUACAAAAGACAAUUCAAACAACAAUCAUUGAUAGCAGAACAUGAUGUUAAUAUCUUAUUCAAUAUUUCAGAAACAAUUAUGGAUGACCUGAUAAAUGAAGUUUUAUCAAAAAUUGAUUAUGAUGCAAUAAUCAAGAAUUUAAUAAAAAUGGAACUAUUGGAAUGAUUUUAAAUUUUCAAAGGCGUAAUCAUUAUUAAUUUAAACACAAUUAUUUUUAUAUAGACAUUAAUUACGUAAAAAUAUAUGUAAUAUUAUUAUAACAAUAAAAUCAAUGAUUAAAGCAUUAAAUCUUAAGUAAGUAGAACAUUGUAUGGAUUAGCACACUCAAGUGUUUCUAAACAUUUUCGUUUUUCAAGAUUCUUAGAAAUCUAAUAAAAACAAUUUUUUAGAAA
Molecule: messenger RNA, 2376 nt
Organism: Rhopalosiphum padi (bird cherry-oat aphid)
Lineage: Eukaryota; Metazoa; Arthropoda; Insecta; Hemiptera; Aphididae
Exons: 11
Coding region: 656-2149 (497 amino acids)
Source: RefSeq, a predicted model, not a curated record